AUGCCCGGCACCUGCCCAACCUGUCUGCUGGGGGCUCUUGUGCCCGGGUACCCUCUGGCUCUGGGUGCCACCUGCGCAGCCGCCCACUUUCUGCACCAGAGCAAGUGCGAGUGCCGCUUCGCCGGCGGGACUCGAGGGGAGGUCCGCUUCCUGGACAGGUACAUCUACGGGCGGGAGGAGUACGUGCGCUUCGACAGCCGCCGGGGGACCUUCGAGGCCGUCACCCCGCUGGGCGAGCCCGACGCCCGCGGCUGGAACAGCCGGAAGGAGCUCCUGGACAACAGGCGGGCCCAGGCGGACGUCUUCUGCCGUGGCAACUACGGGGUCGAAGAGAGAGACGGCGUCACCCUCGCCAGGAAGGAUCAGCCCACGGUUAAAAUCUCCCACACCAAGGCAGGCCCCCUGGCCCACCACAGCCUCCUGCUCUGCACCGCGACAGGAUAUUACCCCUCGGGGGUUAGUUUCAAGUGGCUGAAGAACGGGCAGGAGCAGACGGAAGGGGUGGGGUACGCGGACGAGAUCCAGAAUGGAGACUGGACCUUCCUGAACCAGGCGAUGCUGGAGACGGUGCCCCAGCGGGGAGACCUCUACACCUGCCAGGUGGAGCACAGCAGCCUGAAGGAACCCAUCACCGUGCAGUGGGAGCCACGGUCAUCAAACUCUGCCCAGAGCAAAGUGUGGACGGGGGCUCUGGGGGCUGUGCUGGGGGUGGUCUUUGGGGCCGCGGGAGUCUCCUUCUACCUGAGGACCAGGCGAGCGGCCCCCACGGUACCUGCUGCAGGCCUCAUCAGUUAGUCCCAAAGGAACUCCAGCCCUCACCUCUGGGAGACCUUUUUCUUUAGCAAAGGAGAUGUUCAUCUCGUUGUACAGAUUCCGCCCCCUCCCCAGAGGUAGUCCGUGUUCAGGCAGCAUUUUGACUGACUGUUGCCAAACCGGCUCUGGGGUCCUGCUGGGAUUGCUGGGAAGUUCACGAUUCGGGAAGAGGACCGGAGGGACGGUUCCCAGUUUGCUUUUUGUCUGAUUGAGAAACUAGAAUUCACAGAGUCGUCUACAUGAGUCUCAGCUGAGCCCUUCAAGCCAAGGUCUGCGGAAGCCUCUUGGUUUACGGUUUAUCGCACCCUUCCUCCGAGGGGCUCCGAGGAGAUUACAGGGUCAUUAUCUCUCCUCUCACCCUGUUCCCCCCCUGGCUAGUGUUUAGGUGGGAGA
This is a messenger RNA of Gekko japonicus, 1206 nucleotides long. Its product is annotated as H-2 class II histocompatibility antigen, E-S beta chain-like. Gene Ontology annotation, molecular function: MHC class II protein complex binding. The transcript has 6 exons. Bases 1 to 795 code for a protein of 264 amino acids. Gene Ontology annotation, cellular component: membrane; MHC class II protein complex. Gene Ontology annotation, biological process: positive regulation of T cell activation; antigen processing and presentation of exogenous peptide antigen via MHC class II; peptide antigen assembly with MHC class II protein complex. Lineage: Eukaryota; Metazoa; Chordata; Lepidosauria; Squamata; Gekkonidae. The record is from RefSeq and is a predicted model, not a curated record.